CCCGACCGAGGGCCGUCAUUAAGAUACUUUCCAUUUGCCUUUCGGUUUCCCACUGCUUUCGGCGCUCGGAAAGCUCUCGCGAGCAUUACAACUGCAGUUAGUGAAAGUGUGCAGUUAAUACAGUCCUUCAAUUACUGACUCCAGUACACAUUUUAGCCAAUAGUCGCUUUUAUAUUAAUUGCGUGUGUCAGUGAACAUGUUUCCGAACCCUUUCUUCGCUGCUAUGGGCGGCCCCUUCGGCCCAGGCCUUAAUAACAUGGGCGGAAUGGCUGGAGCGGGGAUGCCUGGGUUCAUGGGAAACCAGGGUAUGCAGGGACCUGGUGCCCCGCAGGGACCUGGAGGCCCGAUGGUUCCCAUGUCAGGGGGCCAUGAAGGACCCGGCGUGGGUGGUGGUGGCGGCGGCGCGGCCGGCGGUAGCGGAGGCCCAGGAGGCAGCCGGCAGGGCAGCGACAACCUUAAGAAUCGAGUAUGCUUAAAGUUCAUGCAAACAGGCAGCUGCAACUACGGUGACAACUGCAAGUACGCGCACCUGACACGGGCGCAAGCCGAGGCAGGCGGAGGAGGACCCAUGGGCCAGCAGAACGACCGAGGAAACCGGCGAGCCGGUCGAGGCGGCGGGGGUGAUGAUGAGUCGGGCGGCCGAGGGAAGAACGCCGGUGCUCGUAAGACGCGGCUGUGUGAAAAGUUCAUGAACUUGGGGUACUGCCCGUACGGCGACAAGUGUACCUUUGCACAUGGGAUGGAGGAGCUACGGUCGGCUCAAGGGUCUCGGGAUGUGCACAUGUCCGAGGGGCAGCAACACCAGCAACAGCAGCACUCCUUGUCGGCGCCGGCAACGCAGCAAGAGUCCUACUCGAGUGCGGCGACUGCAGCAGCUAACACGGCGACAGGGCAGGCGGCUGGUGCAGCACCGGGCCGAGGUCAGGCAGCGGUGGGGCAGCCAGCUGGCAAGCCGCCCGCGGCGGCAGCAACCGCGGCGGGGCAACAGGGCGACGGCGCAGCGACGUCGGCUGCGUCAGGUCAAGCUGCUACGGCAAGCUUAGCAAAGGAGGUCACCUUCGUGGACAAGGUUCGGGCGCUGUGCGGGGUGCUAGCCAUCGGCAAUGCGGCGGCGCUGGCGCAGGAGAAGCCCCUGGCGCUGCAGACCGCUGCCAUGUCGCUCCGGAACAGCAACGCCCUGAAAGAAAACCCUUUUGCGGACAGCGUUGAGCGCUACCUCCAACAGCAGACGUAGCGGAGGCACCGCUGUAUCCAACAGCAAACGUAAUGGAGGAGCCGGCAGCAAGGAAAGCACGCAGCUCAGCGGCAGCAGCAGGGGCGACGAGGAGGCUGGAAGCGGCGGCAAUUAAUUAACGGGGUGGAUGAUGGUGUAAUACGUUUUUUGCGGUGCAUGCAGCGGUUUGCACCCGGGCAUGCUAGCAUCUGCUGCUGCGUGGUUGCGAGUGCGGAGACGUGGCGGCACGUUUUGUGUACGAGGGGGAUUGCAAAGAGUACCCAGAGGAGCCUUCUCUGACAUAGUCGUGAAGGAUGAGGGAAGACGGAAAAUGAUGAGUGGAGAAUCACCUGUGUAACCUGUAGUGCC
This is a messenger RNA of Astrephomene gubernaculifera, 1582 nucleotides long. The record is from the annotation of a GenBank genome assembly. Lineage: Eukaryota; Viridiplantae; Chlorophyta; Chlorophyceae; Chlamydomonadales; Astrephomenaceae.